CGGGCGCAUGCGCGCGGUCGCAGUGCCUGUCGGGAGUCGUAGUCCUGAGAGGGGAAGGCAGGCUUGUUUGAGGCUGGUCCUGCUUCCCGGGAUUCUUGAAUUGGUUGAACCGGCGAGGAAGGAGAAAGAGGAAGGAAAGAAGGAAGGGAAGGAAGGAAGAAGGGUUUGGCUUUCAAGGAGCAGCAGGAAGAUGAAGAGGAGAGGAAGAGAGGAAAGGGACAAGGAGGACAAGAAACGGAAGCUCCUUGAUGAACUUGGAGAAAGCCGGCUUCCAUAUUUGACGCCUGAAGAUGAUGGCUUCCAUCAACUGUGGAAGACAAAAUACUCCAAACUCAUCCUCAAAAAUGCUGAGAUGAUCCCCAAAGAGGUCCAUCAAGGAGUUCAAGAGGCCUUUUUGACUCUCCGAGAGCGUGCUUGCUUCUUCCGAGAUCUCAUAAGGAUCAAAGGAAAAGAUUUUGUUACCCCAGUAUCGCGUAUAUUAAUUGGAAACCCUGGAUGUACUUACAAAUAUUUGAACACAAGGUUAUUUACGGUCCCGUGGCCUGUGGAAGGUUAUGAAAUAAAUUAUUCCCAUCCAGAAAUAUCCAAGGCUUGUAAGGCAUUAAUCAAACUUAAUGACUAUUUGCAUGGAGAAACUGUCCUGGCUUUGCGAGAGCAGAGUUUGGCCGAGACAAAAGAAAGGGAAGAUUCUCCUGUCACCGAUAGCCAUCGGGAUUAUGUGCCUCCCAUUACAGGGACAGGGCCCUUUUUGCAAGAUCAAAGCCCUUCUCAUGUCCCUAAGAAUGACUGCGCCAAUCUGAAAGGGAGAACGUCUUACAACCUGACGUUAUUAAAUUAUAUGGAUCCACAACAAAUGCCGUUCUUGAAACAGGAGCCUUAUUACGGAAUGGGGAAAAUGGCCGUGAGCUGGCAUCACGAUGAAAAUCUGGUGGAAAGGUCAACGGUGGCUGUCUACAGCUAUUGCUGUGAAGAAUCCUCAGCUGAUAAUCUUGAGAAAGAAGCUUCAAAUGGCAGAGACCCAGCCAUCUGGCACGUUGCCUUGAAAGUUGCUUGGGAUAUAAAGACUCCAGGAUUGGCACUGCCGCUUCGCCAGGGAGACUGCUACUUUAUGCUCGAUGAUUUGAAUAUGACCCACCAGCACUGUGUCCUGGCUGGCCAGCAGCCCCGAUUCAGCUCUACCCAUAGAGUGGCAGAGUGCUCUCAAGGGACUCUGACGUAUAUUAUGGAACGAUGCAAUGCAGUACUUGAGAACUUGCAUACUGAUGCGGAGUCGAGAUGCCCAUCUUUGAAAUCACUGGAUGUCAGAGAUAUAAAGAGAACGGGAGAAACACAUAAUGAGGUUGAGUUUGAAUGGCUACGGCAAUUUUGGUUCCAGGGUAAACGUUACCGAAAGUGCACCGACUGGUGGGAUGAGCCAAUGGCAGCUCUGGAAGAAAGAUGGAGAAAGAUGGAGUUAAAGACAAGUCUCCUGCUCUGCGAAUUCCGAAAAGAAGAACAGAUGGAGGAACAAAGAAAGGAACAAAUCGGUUGCCUCUUGCCCCUCCUUAUAGAACGUCAGGAGCUGCGCCAGGAAUGGCUCACAAGGUGCCAUUCACAACUUGCAGACCGUUUACCAGAAGGUGAGAAGCCAGAAUGCCAUCCUUACUGGGAAGACGAUGACGCUAGCAUGCCGCUACCAUUCAACUUAGAGGUUAUAAUUGCUGAGCUCCAGAAUCUGUUGGAAAGCUAGAAUUGUGUUCAUCAUGUUGUUGUUUAUUUGUUCAGUGCUUCCGACUCUUCAUGACCGCAUGGACCAGCCCAUGCCAAAGCUCCCUGUUGGCCGUGUCCACCCCAGCUCCUUCAAGGUCAAGCCAGUCACUUCAAGGAUACCAUCCAGCCAUCUUGCCCUUGGUUGGCCUCUCUUCCUUUUUUCCUUCCAUUUUCCCCAGCAUCAUUCUCUUCUCCAAGCUUUCCAGACUUCUCAUUAUGUGGCCAAAGUACUUCAUCUUUGCCUCUAAUAUUGUUCCCUCCAUCAUAAACUAGCCAAAUUUUCAAUGGCAGAUUUUUGUAUGAUGGUUGAAUGAAAAGUAAUGCCUCCACCUUUGUUACUUGGGUUUGGGUGGGAAUAUUUUAAUAAAUCAAAUGCAGAAAUAAUCCUUAGAAUGAGCUCUUUAACUAUCACUAUUCACUUUUCCACAUAAUCACCAGACAAUUGGAUACAUUUCUGCCAAUGAUGAACAAGUUUUCUGAAGACGUCAAAGAAGAAGUCGACACUCUGUUUCCUCAACUAGCUUCUCCCAGUUCUCUCAACGUCUUCAUCAGAAGCAUAAUGAUGUCCCCGCAGAUCUUCUUUCAUUGUCGGGAACAGACAGUGCUAAAUUUGAACUGUAUGGAGGAUGCUGUAUGGUGAUGAGAUCAGUCUCUGAAGUUCUGCUGUGGUGGCAUGUGAACUGUGUGAUCUGGCAUUGUUAUGCUGCAGGAUUUUUUUUCCUUUUCUUUUUGGACCCUUGUUAGCUAUUGUUUCAAAGUUUGCAGCGUUGUGAUGUAACGCUCUGAAUGUAUUGUUGUUCCACAUUCAAGGAAAUCAACAUGAAUAAUACCACCUGCAUCCCAGAACACUGUUACCAUGAUUUUUCCAGCUGAGGGUUGUGUCUUGAAUUUCUUUUUCAGGGGUGAGUCUUUGUGUUGAUUUUUCCAUAGACUGACGCUUCGUCUACGGAUCGUAAUGGUGUACACACAUUUCGUCUCCUGUCAGAAUUGAAUGGGGAAAGGCACCACCUUCAUUCUCGUAACGCGAAAGGAGUUCCUGGCAAAUUUCAUGUCUGUGCACUUUCAUUUCAGGCAUCAACAUCCUGGGUACCCAUUGUGCACAGAUCUUCCAAUAGCCAAACAAAGCAAUAAUGUGACCUACAUGUUCUUGUGAAAUGCCGAUUAUGCUUGAAAUUUCUCUCUGAGUGAUACGACGAUCGUCAUGAAUCAAUCUGACAACCUUUGGCUUGUGAAUAAGUUUGUUAUUGCAUCUUUAUCCUCUUUUUUCAAUUGUUUAUUAUUAUAUAAUGAUAAUACAGUUAUACUAGAACUUCUUUCUAUUUUAAUGUUCAUUGUAUCCUCUAUUUCUCUAAAUACUUUCCCCCAAAAAUUAUUUACAUAUUUACAUUGCCACCACAUAUGUAUAUAUGUUCCUGAUUCUUGGCAUCCUCUCCAGCAAUUUUUUUAGUAGUUUGUGAAACUCAGUGGUUGCUGUCACAGGACGUCCAACUCUUUGUUUGUCACGCAAGUCAGAUGUUCCCACCUCACGUUGUUUAAGUCGCAUUGACCAACCGUCUGUGCAGGGUUCCAUACUUUGGACUUUAACAAUACAACCGUUCAAUACUAAGGCUUCCCACCAAAAUGGAACUGUAGAGGAGAGUCUACUGAACAAUCCAGUACCUGCUGCAUACCAGUACUGCCAUCUGUUGAGUUACGAAGGUGGAGGCAUUACUUCUCAUUCAACCCUCGUAGAUUGGAUUCCUGAUUGGUUGGGCCUCAUUGCCCAGCAUCCACUAUUGGGCAAGGUUGCCCAGUCAAAUAUGCAUUCUUUCCAUUAAUUUCAUGAGAACUUUGACAUAUCUUCAUUUUCCGGUACAGUUCUCAAAUAUAUCCACCAUGUACAGAUCCAUAAAAAAACAACUCAUCUGCAAAUGAGAUGUUUUAUAGUUUCUACAAAUUUUCUAUUAGAAUUCUAAACCAAACUAUUCAAAUGAUAACUGAUUUUGAAAUUUAUAGGCCAACCUCACAAGCUGUGAGGAACGAAGGAACUUGUGCUGUUUUAAGAUUUUGCAGGAACUGGAAAUCUCAUCAGAGUGAUUUUGACACUAUUCCCAUCUCCGGGUAACCUUGGAGCACCUCUUUAAAAUUCCAUAAAGCAUAGCUCAGGUUUUCUGUGUCUCUUUUAUUCCCCUUAUGAUGAAAGUGGGGAAAAAAUAAAGAGAAGGAUAAACAUAUAAUAGUGUGUUUUGUAUCCCCUUUGUUCAUUAUGUGUCAACGGCUUAGAAUGCAGCCACAGGAAAACACAUUAUUGGUGGAUAUUUCAAAUGGAACUGUAGAGGAGAGUCUACUGAACAAGCCAGUACCUGCCAAAUACCAGUACUGCCAUCUGUUGAGGAGUUACGAAGGUGGAGGCAUUACUUUUCAUUCAACCCUCGUAUUGUUUUCUCAAAUGUAGAUCUCUCUAGUCAUGCCAGUGGAGUCGUGAAUUUGUUCUAAGUUUUGGUCUGAAUAUUAAAGAAGAUAAACCUAUUUGAGAACUAGAAUUCAGUACAGAUAUCACAGAUUAGAUCUGGAGAGGAGUUACUACUCUAGUGUUAUGAAAAGUGCCAGCUUCAUUGUCUCUUUUUUACAAAAACAUUAGAUUAACUAUUUGUGGUAGAAUGCCAAGUUUGCAAACUUUGCAUUUAAAAAAAUACAAUUCAACUGUUUGGUUCGCUCCUGACAUGAUAAACUAUUUGUGGUGGUAUAAUUAAGGAUGUAACCAGAAAAUCACAUCAUAGGUAAAAGAACAUGAAAGCAACAUUACUUGUGGUUUGUUUUGAAGUUGGGAAAGCAGACAAUGCCACGCUGUUUCAGAUGGUCUGUGCAAAAUAAAGGAUCGUGUACAAACUGUU
Anolis sagrei ordinatus is the source of this 4622-nucleotide messenger RNA. RefSeq names its product FTO alpha-ketoglutarate dependent dioxygenase (gene FTO). Gene Ontology annotation, biological process: regulation of multicellular organism growth; RNA repair; DNA alkylation repair. Gene Ontology annotation, molecular function: ferrous iron binding; broad specificity oxidative DNA demethylase activity; mRNA N6-methyladenosine dioxygenase activity. NCBI's taxonomy places the organism in Eukaryota, Metazoa, Chordata, Lepidosauria, Squamata, Anolidae. The record is from RefSeq and is a predicted model, not a curated record.